Molecule: messenger RNA, 1295 nt
Organism: Cadophora gregata
Lineage: Eukaryota; Fungi; Ascomycota; Leotiomycetes; Helotiales; Ploettnerulaceae
Exons: 3
Coding region: 348-1103 (251 amino acids)
Source: RefSeq, a predicted model, not a curated record
CUGUUGUGGAUAAAAUCUCCGAAUUUUACUUCUCACUCGCUGAUCUUUCUCUAUUUGGCUUUCACCAUGGGGGUCAAAUCCGGGAUAGAGGUGGCUCACGACGCAAUUUGAAACGAAACUCCACUGCGUGCCUGGCUCAUUUUUGGGCAAGAAAGGAGAGCGCUGCAUUAUGUAAUUUUGAUUGAGUCAGUGGGAUGGGGCAAUGAUGGAGACUAUUUUCAGCUCAAGAGGGGGGGGGGAGAAGGAUAAUCUUGCUGAUUCUGGUAUUUGUCAAUUUCAGUGGACAGAGACGUCAACCCUCCUCCAUUUGGGAAAGUAUAUUGUCGGAGAACAGACUAAUCGCAAAUAUGACCACUAAACUACCAACUGUACUUUUCGUGCCAGGAGCAUGGCACUUACCAGCCGGCUUUGACGCCGUCCGAGAGCUCCUCAAACCUCUUGGAUACCCAACUGAAGCAGUUGCUCUCCCCUCCAUUGGCGCGGAACCACCGACAAAGACUCUCGAAGAUGAUGCGGCUCACACUCGUGCUGCCAUUGAGAAGCUAGCAGAUGCAGGAAAGAAGGUCGUGGUUGUUACUCAUUCGUACGGCGGAGUCGUGGGAUCCUGUGCCGUUGAGGACCUGGGCUUUGCAACCAGGAAAGCUGCUGGCAAGGAGGGUGGUGUAAUUAACUUUGUAUACUUGAGCGCUUUCGCUUUGCCAAAGGGCGUCAGCCUUCUGGACGCUCUGGGAGGAAACCCAUUACCAUGGAUGAACAUCAAGGGCGAUUACGUGACACCCGACACACCAGAAGAUAUCUUCUACCACGAUAUGUCCCCUGCCGAGCAACAGAAAUGGAUCGCACAGCUCAAGCACACCUCUGCUGCGGUCUUCUCUGGCAAAUCCACGCACGAACCUUGGCACAACAUUCCUUGCACGUAUAUCUACUGUGAGGAGGACAAGGCGAUUCCACUCAUUGUGCAGCAAGGAAUUGCAGGGUCGAUGGGUGCUGGUAUUACGACGUUCAGCAUCAAGGCGUCUCAUUCGCCAUUUCUGAGCUGCCCAGAGAAGUUGGUGAAGGGUAUUGAGGUCGCGGCUAAGGCUGGGUUAGAUAAGAGUGGAUAGGAAGGUUCGAGGUUUGGUGGGGGUUAGAAGAGUGCAUUCAUUCAUUGCGACGGCGGUAAUGCCGAUGAUUAUCCUCGCCGCGACUCAGCGGCUCACGCGCCUGAAUCGAUAUCUUUCUUGGCAGGCACAGGGUCUUUAUCAUCAAACUAGCUCCUUUACUGAAAUGAUAAUCUUGGAAUAUUCUUAUUUGCC